CCUUUUUAUUUAAAUUGCCUUUUUUUUCUUACUUCCCUUUACUUCUUCUUCUUCUUCACCAUCUUCGCGUCUUCAAAUCCCUAAAGAUCUCCAAAAAAACUCAAAUCAAAAGCUAUGCAAGAUCCACCACGACCCGCUACUGGUUACCCAUACCCAUACCCAUACCCAAACCCACAACAACCACCACCCACCAACGGUUACCCAAACGCCGCCACCGGAACCGCUUACCCCUACCAAAACCACAACCCAUACUACGCACCACCUCAACCAAACCCACGCGCCGUCAUAAUCCGCCGUCUCUUCAUCGUCUUCAUGACAUUCCUCCUAAUCCUAGGUCUAAUCCUCUUCAUCUUCUUCCUAGUCGUUCGUCCUCAACUCCCAGACGUUUACCUAAACUCACUCUCCGUCUCCAAUUUCAACGUCUCCAACAAUCAAGUCUCUGGUAAAUGGGAUCUUCAAGUCCAAUUUCGAAACCCUAAUUCAAAGAUGUCACUUCACUACGAUGCUGCUCUUUGUGCUAUGUAUUACAAUCGUGUUUCUCUCUCUGAGACUAGGUUACAACCGUUUGAUCAAGGAAAGAAAGAUCAAACGGUGGUUAAUGCGACUCUCUCUGUUUCUGGUACUUAUGUUGAUGGAAGAUUAGCUGAUUCUAUUGGGAAAGAGAGAAGUGUUACAGGAAGUGUUGAGUUUGAUUUGAGGAUGAUUUCUUAUGUAACGUUUCGAUACGGUGCGUUUCGGAGGAGGCGAUAUGUUACGGUUUAUUGUGAUGAUGUUGUUGUUGGUCUUCCGGUGAGUAGUGUUUCAGGGAAGAUGGUUGGUUCUGAUAAAAGAUGCAAAACUUAUUGAGUUUUAUUCACUUUAGGGAUAUUAUCUUAACUAAUCUUUUGUAAAUCGACUAUGUUUUUCGAUUUGGAUGAUGGAAAGAAUGGAAAAAGAUUCAGUUUUUAGCUUU
This is a messenger RNA of Arabidopsis lyrata subsp. lyrata, 952 nucleotides long. RefSeq names its product NDR1/HIN1-like protein 10. Gene Ontology annotation, cellular component: plasma membrane. The transcript has a single exon. The record is from RefSeq and is a predicted model, not a curated record. Lineage: Eukaryota; Viridiplantae; Streptophyta; Magnoliopsida; Brassicales; Brassicaceae. The coding region runs from base 115 to 846 and encodes 243 amino acids.